Acaulospora morrowiae is the source of this 1083-nucleotide messenger RNA. The record is from the annotation of a GenBank genome assembly. NCBI's taxonomy places the organism in Eukaryota, Fungi, Glomeromycota, Glomeromycetes, Diversisporales, Acaulosporaceae.
GAUAUUCGUGCAAUGCCAAAAAUUACUGAUAUGUCAGAUGAAGAAAAGAGAAUUGCUGAUACUGCACUCUUCAUGAAAGAUGGUCUUGAAAUUCUAACCAAUGAAAUUCUGUUUAAGAGUCGAAUUAUUAAGACAAAUAUUCUUGUUGAUACUGGGACGAAAGAUGGUCAUUCAACUAUUAACUUCCCAGCACCAUUGCUUCGAGCAAAAUAUCUUCAAAAUCGGUUUGGUUCAGUGACACGGUCUAAAUCACCACCUAAUUCAUUUAAAGAUUUCAUCAUUUCGGUGUUCACAAAAAUGAACUCUAAGGUGUUACAAAAAAGCUUGAGUGUAGGUAAUGAUUGUCGUCUUCUUGAACGCGUGUGGCAAAUGGAGUUCUACCAUGCAUCAAUGCAAGUUCUUCCUGUGAACAUUUAUGCUUCUGUAGAUGUUGGAGCAGUAUUUGGAUCAGAGGGCUACUUAGAUUUUUACUUAAAUGAUCAGCGUAACUGGGCCAUUGAACUAUUGCGAGAUGGUGACAAAUUGCAAGAACAUCAACAAAGAUUUCAAAAAGAUAGUCAAUACACCUCUAUUCUUAAAUAUGCAAAGGAAUGGGCAAUUAUUGAUAUUCGAAAUAGUAAGAAGAUACCUCCAGAACAAAAGGGAAAAGACGUUAUUUAUGUUCUUUGUGCUGAAAACUUUGAAUCUGUUCAGUUGAUGUAUCCUGAUGGAAGUAACGAUCGUGUUCAAUUGCUAGGUGAAGAAGAAAAUUUGCUUGGGGACGUGGAAAUGAGCAGUAAUAACGAUAGCACCACCCCCCGGAGCAACGAUAAUAACACCUCUCAAACUAGUGAUAUUUCCUUCAAUGCCUCCAGAACCGUCGUCCAUACGCCAUCUAAUUCAAGAUCUAGUCAAGGACACCUAAUCUCAAUCGUCAACGGAAUACUAGAAACAGACGUGGCAAAUAAUCCGACCUAUAACACCUUACGAGAUGAUGAAUAUUAUACUGACAGAGAUGAUUUCUGGACACCAUUCUCGAAAGAAUCUAUAGAAAGACGUAUAGAAAAUGAUGAACACCCUGAUAUGAAUCCCGGUCAGGCUUAA